Leptopilina heterotoma is the source of this 2477-nucleotide messenger RNA. RefSeq names its product gustatory receptor for sugar taste 43a-like. Gene Ontology annotation, cellular component: membrane; dendrite; axon. NCBI's taxonomy places the organism in Eukaryota, Metazoa, Arthropoda, Insecta, Hymenoptera, Figitidae. Bases 44 to 1546 code for a protein of 500 amino acids. Gene Ontology annotation, biological process: sensory perception of taste. The transcript is spliced from 8 exons. The record is from RefSeq and is a predicted model, not a curated record.
AAAAAUUUCCAGUGUUAAAUUAAAAAGAAGAAACAAUUAUAAAAUGAUUUAUCCAUUAUCAGAAUUUAUUGGCGACGUUCCAUAUGAAUUGCGAAGAAUUUCCGAUACAAACUCAAAUUCAUUGGAAAAAAAAGAUCCCAUUCCACAAACAAUUAAUGUAAAGGAAAAAAUUCAAAAUUACAAUCAAAAGUCAAGUGGAUUGAAAACUGAUAUUCAUUUAGCGCUUAUGCCACUUUAUUAUGUGACAAAAUUAUGUGGCCUCUAUCCAGUUGAAUUAAAAGCACGAGGCGGUGGAAUUUAUUCUGCAAAAUUAUAUAAACCUGCAGUAUUUUAUGGCAUUUCAUUAGCAAUAGCAUUUAUAUCAUCUCAAGCAUGGGGUUUGUGGCGAGAUUUAAGAAAUGGUUGGAAAAAUAGCACAAGACUAUCGUCACAAACUGCGUUAACAGUAACUUGCACUGAUGUAACGGCAAUUGUUACGGUAAUGAUUACUGCAAUAACAAAUGCACCAUUUAGAUGGAACUAUUUACAAAGAGCAAUAAAAAUAUUAGCGGAGAUAGACGAAAAAAUUGGAAAUUUAGAAAUGAAAAGACUACAGAGAAUUUCAAUAAUUUUGAUUUCAUGUCCACUGUGUUAUUUGAUGUUAAUUUCGGUUUUGGAUUUUAAAGCAUGGAAAUUGUCGGACAGUAGGAAACCACAAUUACUACCUGAUAAAGGACAAAUUAAUUAUCUACCACUCUAUUUUAUGUAUAUUAUAAUAACAAUGUUUGAAACACAAUAUGCAUUAAUAACAUUUAAUGUCGGUGAACGUUUCUCACGUCUUAAUCGUUUUAGUAGGAAAAUAUUGAAAUGCAACAAAAUUCUCGAAGUGGCUUCAGAAUUUAAACAGCACAUGAUUAGGCUUCCCACAAUCUCGUCGGAAUUAAGUCGUUCUAAGAAGGCAAAACCACAUGAGGGAUUUACUGCUGGAAAUCAAAAACUAAUCGAUUCGAUAUCAACAUUAACGACACUGCAUGGGAAUUUAUGUGAUUCGACGUCACUGAUUAAUAUUGCAUUUGGAAUACCAUUGCUUACCUGCGUUUUAGGAUGUAUGCUUCAUUUGAUAAAUACCUGUUAUUUUUUGUACACCGAAUUAAAAGAGGAGGAUACAAGUGGAUUUUUCCUUGUAACCCAACCACUUUGGGUUAUUUUUCACAUAAUAAUGCUUCUCAUACUGGUGCAACCGUGUUACAUGACAAUAGUCAAGUGCAGAGAAACAACAUUAUUGGUCAGUCAAUUAUUGACACUAAAAUGGGAUCCAGAUGUGCAAAAACAAUUGGAAAUAUUUUCACUGCAAUUACUACAUCGUCCAUUAAAUUUCUCAGCCUGUGGAUUAUUUUCCAUUGAUCGUGGUUUAGUCACAUCGAUUGCAGGUGCUGUGGCGACUUAUCUCGUGAUACUCGUGCAGUUUCAAAAUGAGAACGAUUGUUCACAAGGGACGAAGGAUCUUAAAAAUGCAACAGAUAUUAUUUUCAAAAAUUUAUCAUUAGCUAAAAGUCCAAAAGCUUAAUUAUAAUAUAUAUUAUGUAAAUUGUUUAUUACAAUAGUUCUGAGAAAUAAUAAAUAUCUACAUUACCGACUUAAUCCUAUAACGGUCGACAUUGUAAAUUUCUACAUUACCGUCUUGCCUAUCAACUAUGAUGGUAUUAUUACCGAUAGUUGAUAAAUUAGAAAUCUAUAUUACCGAUUGUAGAUAAAGUAGAAAUUUCCAUUACCAAUCGUUAAUACUUAAUAACUCUGACUAUUAAUGGUGGGGUAGCCAAAAGCCUCACUUACCAUUUUCCCCAGUCACACAAAUUGUACAAAACUGUUUUACCGACUGAGUCUCUACAAAUCUAACCUUCUUACUGUGUAAAAUUGUAGUUCGGGACAAUGACAAGUGAGGCUUUUGGCUACCUACCUGAUCUUUAAUGCAUAAUCUAGACAUUUACCGACUAUUCUACCAACCGUCGGUAAUAAAUUAUGUCGGUAAUUUAAAAACCACCGCAUUAUCGACAUAAUCUACCAACGGACGGUACUGUAGAUUCUUAAACUUUGGUCUAGAAUUUCUUCAUUAAGAACUUUGGAACAUACCUGGGACUUAACUUGCCAACGGUCGGUAAAUCAGGUCUCUAAUAACGAAGCUCUUCAUUACCUACUUUUCUAGCAAUAGUCGGUAAUGUAGAACAAUAAUUUAAUAAAUCUCUACAUUAUUGAUUUAAUUUACCAACGGUCGGUAAGGUAGAUCCCAAAAAAUAAUAAUCAAUGCUUUUUUUGGGAGUUUUUCAGGGUCACUAAAUCGAAAUCUGAAGUCAAACCUCAACAAGAACAAAGUCAAAAUUUAGAAAUUCAAAAUGGUGGUUUUAAAAAUCCGAUCAAAAACUUAAAAAAUCUAACUAAUCUUACUAAAAAUGCUUUUUCGUGGGUUUCCGAGGUCGCUGAAUCCGAAUUUGAUGUCAAAA